AUGGCGGAGAUGGAAGAGACGCCAGCGCAGCGACAAGCUCGCAUUCGCCAAAAGAAGCGUGAAGCGAAGAUUACGGCGUCAGCAACGGAGAGACUCGACAAGAUUACAAGGUUGAGUGGAAGGACUCCAGAGAGCAUGCGAAAUGAAUCUCCAGUGCCAACACCACCCCCGAGAUCUCCGGAACAGAUCGCUCCACCGGCCGCAGGAUCUGGUGCCUCGCCCACUCCAGAACAGCUUAGAGCGCAAGAGGAAUAUCUAAAGGCAAUGUUGAGACAGCCGCUGUCACAAGAGGGACAAAGCCAAGCACAGCAGGAAGACAUCAUGUUGAAGUUUCUCCAGACAAUGGUAGGGGGAAUGGACGGUUCAACAGAUUCCAACAUACCUGGUGGUAUGGGUGCCGGCCCCGGAUUAUCUCCCGACGACAUCUCAAAAGCAACAGGCCUUCCUCCCUUUCUGACCGAUAUGAUAAUGGGAGGCCAGAAGGCGCCACCUCGACCAGCCGAGAUACAAGCGACACGCUUCUGGAAAGUCGUGCAUGUUGUUUUCGCCAUGAUGGCCGGCUUAUACUUGGUGUUCAUCAUCCACAAAUCCAGUCAGACCUAUGGUGAGAAUCUGCCGGCACCAGCAACCUUCCAGAACCCGUUUAUUGUGUUCAUGACCGGAGAAUUAUUGGUCCAGGGCGCGAGAGCGGCAUCCCAGGGCCAGUCGGGCAAAAGCGGGAUAAGGCUGUGGAUCCAAAUGGGCAAGGAAUUCAUCGGGGACGGCGCGAUUAUGGUGUUCAUGCUGGGAUUAGCGUCCUGGAUGAAAGGAAGCUGA
Messenger RNA from Cladophialophora psammophila CBS 110553, 816 nucleotides. RefSeq lists its product as uncharacterized. Gene Ontology annotation, biological process: retrograde vesicle-mediated transport, Golgi to endoplasmic reticulum. The record is from RefSeq and is a predicted model, not a curated record. The transcript has 2 exons. NCBI's taxonomy places the organism in Eukaryota, Fungi, Ascomycota, Eurotiomycetes, Chaetothyriales, Herpotrichiellaceae. The coding region runs from base 1 to 816 and encodes 271 amino acids.